AUUUUGAACAAAAUAAUCGUCUGAUGUUAAGAGUAGAUCAUGAUGUACUAUGAUUACAACAUAUUUGUUCCGUCGUCAACUUGGAUCACCUCGUCUUAAGUUUGGCAGCAAAUCUAGUCGAGGACUACGACCGGAGUUGACUGAUGACGUCACAGCGAAGAGAUGUCUGGUGGAUAGGCAGUUCGAGUGGCUGAGGCCGACAGUAGAAAAUGAGCUGAGCCCAUUGAGUAGCUCUGCGAUCACCUGGAUUCAAAUUGAUCAGAGUGAGCAUCGCUAUCUGUUAGAAGGAAACGCAGACAGUUCUAUCUCUCUGUACGACUUGGAAAAAGUGAACCAACAAAAAGAACAUAUCAACCCUUUAGUUGUACUUUGCAAUGAAGUGCAGUACAGAAAAAGUAUUGUUACUCGUUCUAGUAGAGAGGAAAAAGGACUGUUUAAGUUGACUCAUGGGGCCCAAACGAGGAGUGUUUCUAGAGUUCAAUGGUGGCCCCUGGAUAAUGGAAUAUUCACAUCGAGUUCGCACGAUGGAUCACUUAACAUAUGGGACACGAAUGAACUCAGUGUUGUAUGCGACCAUACAUCGCCCAGUAGUGGCCUAAUGUAUGGCCAUGAAACGAACCCAUCGGGCACUGGGUUGAUCGCGCUGGCGACUGAAAAAGCGGGAAUAGUGUUGUUCGAUAUGCGAAGUGGCUCCUCGUUUCACAAGAUUGUGAGUAGAAAUUCGACCGGGGAUAGGAAUUGUCCCAUCAUGGAUGUGCAUUGGAGUCCAGGCAACGAAAGACAUCUGCUGAGCUGUAGUCAUGAAGACGGCCUCAAACUGUACGACAUUCGUAAAGGCAAAGUUAUUGUUAACUACAUCAAACCACCGCACCAAAAUAAAGAUUCAGCCAAAGAUAAACUUGCGCAGAGAAAGAAAGGCAAGAAGCAAUGGGAAGACAGAAUUGGAACAAACAAUUGUGAACCUGUUUCAUCUUUGUUUACCUCGGACGGAGGCGCUUCUGUUAUUUGUUUGUGUUCAGACAGCCGAUUGUUCCAGUUUGAUACGCCGACAGGAAAAUUGCGUGACGUCGCCGUUCUUCCGGCACCAACGGUACCUAGUCACUUUGCUUACAAAUUGUCAACCUCUCGGAUCUUUCCAUCGAGUUCUGUUUUCAUCCCGAAUGGAUCCAGUUCUCUAUUCAAAUACAACAUCCGGACAAGUUCUGUGGAAAAACUGGUGAAUGCCCAUUUCAAAGGGGUUUUGUGCUCUGAAGUUGACGAUUCGUCAAUGAGGUUGUUUAGCGGGUCGGCGAAAGGUGCCCAGCUUAUUACUUGGAAGAGUGUUCAAAAGGAGAGUCUAAUUUUGAACGAAAAUGAAGAUCUUAGUGAUUGGGAUACUUAGUGCUUAGAACACUUGUCUGGUUAUUCUUCGUCGAUUAUGUUAGAAUAUGUCAAAACCUAUUUAAAGAUUGAAGUUUUUUUCAUAGUCAUCGACAGAGUGAGCAAAUUUGGCGAAUGCGUAAAAUAUAAUAAUUAUUUGCCAUAUAAAGCUUUGAAAAAUAGAAGAGCUUGGUAUAAUCUUGAAUUGUGUAGGGAUAAAUUUUUUGAAAGUAAUGAACGCAGUGAAUACUCUUAAUAUAG
Symsagittifera roscoffensis is the source of this 1620-nucleotide messenger RNA. RefSeq names its product DNA excision repair protein ERCC-8-like. Gene Ontology annotation, cellular component: Cul4A-RING E3 ubiquitin ligase complex; nucleotide-excision repair complex. Lineage: Eukaryota; Metazoa; Xenacoelomorpha; Acoela; Convolutidae. The transcript has 5 exons. Gene Ontology annotation, molecular function: protein binding. Bases 50 to 1381 code for a protein of 443 amino acids. Gene Ontology annotation, biological process: protein polyubiquitination; transcription-coupled nucleotide-excision repair; proteasome-mediated ubiquitin-dependent protein catabolic process. The record is from RefSeq and is a predicted model, not a curated record.